Messenger RNA from Stegodyphus dumicola, 2406 nucleotides. RefSeq names its product solute carrier family 2, facilitated glucose transporter member 10-like. Gene Ontology annotation, molecular function: D-glucose transmembrane transporter activity. The record is from RefSeq and is a predicted model, not a curated record. NCBI's taxonomy places the organism in Eukaryota, Metazoa, Arthropoda, Arachnida, Araneae, Eresidae. Gene Ontology annotation, cellular component: membrane. Gene Ontology annotation, biological process: D-glucose transmembrane transport.
AUGAGUUAAAACUUAGCCUAUGCAUAAUGUGAAAAUAUUAAGAUAAAAAUAUGCAAUAGAUAUGAAAGCGUAAUAAUGAUUUUUUCCGAAGCAUUACUUGUAAUUACAUUUGAGCACUAAAUAUUCAACUGAAUGGCUUUGCGUUGACUAUAUGUAAAAUUACAUUCGUUACAUACUUCAUAAACAGAAGAAGAAAUUUAUAGAGUUUUUUUUUAUCACUGUUUAUGCAAAUUGCCUUAACACGCAUAUUUAAACUAUGCAUAUUUAGUUAUAGGAAUAAUUAGCUCAUACACUACUUCUAAGAUAGAAAGGUAGUUCAGUAUGCAGAUUUAUCAUUAUGAUAUGCUGCAAACAACGGAAGCCGGAAUCAAAGCAUCCCCAGAUUUUUUUUCCAUUUAACGAAACAUAAACUAUGCUUAUAUUAGUAUUUAACCGUAAUUUAUUGCAAUACUUAUAGAUUACUUUCCUUUAGUUAAAAGCUUUGAAUUUAUGUAUGUUUUGUGAUCUAAAAUUAAAAAAAAAAAAAAAAAAAAAAAAAAAAAAAUCUUCAUCAAUUAAUAUUCUCUUUAAUAUUUUUCAUAUAUUUGCUAUGCAUAUAACAUAAUCUGUUCACGUAUAUGUAUAAAAUGUUUCUUUUAUUUAAUGUUCUCAGAGCCGACGAGGUAUGAUGGUUUCACUCAACGAAGUAGCAAUAACUGUGGGUUUCCUUUUAGCGUACCUUGUCAACUUCUUAUUUAUAACCACGCACAAUGGAUGGAAAUACAUGUUUGGUGUAGCCGCCAUUCCAGCUUUUCUGCAAGCUUUGGGAAUUGCACUUAUGCCAAAUAGCCAUCACUACUUAAUAGUUAAAGGAAAGAAAGAUAAGGCAAGAAAGGUUUUGCGUUCUUUACGUAAUAAGAAUGAUGUGGAGGAGGAAAUGGAGGCCAUUAUAUCAUCCAUCGAAGAACAAAAGAGCUGCCGCUAUGUGGAUUUAUUCAGUUCAUCUAGCAACAUGCGGGGUCGAAUGGUGCUUGGUAUGACACUUGUUUCACUACAGCAGUUUUCAGGUAACACCAAUGUGCUGUACUAUGCUCCUUCAGUAUUUCAGCAUUUCGGGUAUGAUUCUGAUUCCUUAGCAACUUUAGUUACAGUUGGUCUUGGAAUAGUAAAGGUGCUCUCUACAGCUGUAACUCUUCUGAUAGUUGACAAAGUUGGAAGAAGAUCUCUCCUCUUAAUAGGCUGUCUAUUAAUGGCGACCAGUAUAACACUUCUUGGAAUUUUUGGAACUUUUCAGGGAGCAUACAGUUCGACGGAUGGUUGUACUUCACCAGCGGUUUAUUCAAACACUUCCUCUCAGACUCCUCGCAAUAUUAAACCACUUGUACUCAGCAGAAGCUAUAUUUUUCCGAAAACCAACGACGCAAAAAUAAUUACUGAAAACACCAAGAUACUUUUUAUUAAAAACAAAAGUAGUGUGCCAGAAAGUCUAAAAGAUUUUCAAGACAAUAUAUUUUUUGAAAGUUUUCAAUUCUCUGAAAUCAAUAACAAAAGUCUGUAUAUAGUAAAACUUAGUAAAAAUGAAACUUUAUUAAAAAAUGGCACGCUUCCAGUUAAUAGACAUGAAAAACAUCGAAUGUUGACAGUAACAAACAAUAGCGAAGACUAUUUGGAUUCUGCAACUCAGCAAGUGGAUAUUGGUCCCUCUCUUCUGAUAAAAAUUAUAUCAGUUACUUCAUUAAUGAUAUUUAUUUGUGCAUACGGGAUGAGCUACGGACCAGUCACAUGGUUGGUACUCAGUGAAAUAUUUCCAGGUUCUCUUCGAGGAAGAGCUGUAUCUGUAGCAACUUGCAUCAACUGGGGAUCCAAUAUUGUAGUCUCCCUUACUUUCUUGGAUAUUCUGAAUGUAGCUGGUAUAGGCCCAACAUUUGUGGUUUAUGGAUUCGUAUGUUAUGCUGCAGCUGUAUUCGUUUUCUUUUGUGUACCUGAAACGAAGAGCAAGACUCUUGAAGAAAUCAACAAAGAUCUAAGUUUCUACAAAAGGAUAUCAAGGCAUGUGCAUUUCCUUAUAGUCAUAGAAAAUAUUCCUUAAAGACUUUCGCAUCUGAAUCCAAGACAUCAGGAGUAAAGCAUGAAGCAAAAAGUUACAAAUAUUUAAACGAAAAUUCGUUAGAUUUCUUUAUGUAAAAUCUGCUUUGCGUCAUACCUGUUUCGUUUAUAUGAAAUAUAUUAUUAAUCAUUUGUAAUUGAAAGAAAUCUGGAUUUUACAAGGAUUUACAACAAAAAAAUCAGCUGUUUUAUUUUUUCAACAUUUAGGAUCAACCUGUGAGAAUAAGCAUCACAAAUUACACUGAACAAUAACAUUUAACAUAUUGUUUUGUGGUAGGAAAAUCUGCGGAAUGGUCUACUUGAUUAAAACUGUAGAGUCCA